This is a messenger RNA of Pogonomyrmex barbatus (red harvester ant), 420 nucleotides long. RefSeq lists its product as uncharacterized. NCBI's taxonomy places the organism in Eukaryota, Metazoa, Arthropoda, Insecta, Hymenoptera, Formicidae. The record is from RefSeq and is a predicted model, not a curated record.
AUGUAAAUUUAGAUGAGUUUAGGAUUAUGAGACACAAUGGAGUGUUUAUCAAACAGUAUACAGCUUUUUGUAUUAAUUUGGAGUUUCAUGAUUUUUCCGACUACUGCGCAUUAUUGUGUAUGGGGCUUGUGUGAAUCAUGGGAGUAUUGUUGCGAUGAAAAUGUGUGCUGCAGCUACAAAGAUUAUGAUAUAUGGAUCACUGUGGUGAUCAUAGCUGGAGUUAUAAUCGGAAUGAUUCUGGCCGGUACAUGUCUUUACUACAAUCUACGUCGUAUCUAUCUCUAUCUACAACAGAAGUAUUGUGGUAUUAAUUCAGUAUCAAUGCCAUCGGAAUUUGAUUCUGAUGAAAAAUCAAUAAAAAUUUCAUUCCAGGGUUAAAUUUCAUUCCAGGAUUAAAAAUCAAUUCUUUAUUGUGUCACA